This is a messenger RNA of Pogona vitticeps (central bearded dragon), 725 nucleotides long. RefSeq names its product ATPase H+ transporting V0 subunit e1 (gene ATP6V0E1). Gene Ontology annotation, cellular component: proton-transporting V-type ATPase, V0 domain. NCBI's taxonomy places the organism in Eukaryota, Metazoa, Chordata, Lepidosauria, Squamata, Agamidae. Gene Ontology annotation, molecular function: proton-transporting ATPase activity, rotational mechanism. The record is from RefSeq and is a predicted model, not a curated record. Gene Ontology annotation, biological process: proton transmembrane transport.
CGUCGUCGUCGUCUAGGCUGGAGUCGGCGGAGGGAAGAAGGCGCCGGUCAUGGCGUACAGCGGCCUGGCGGUUCCUAUCGUCGUCAUGACCGUUUUCUGGGGGGUGGUCGGUGGCAUCCUGCCGUGGUUUGUGCCCAAGGGCCCCAACCGGGGUAUUAUCAACACAAUGCUGGUGACAUGCGCUGUUUGCUGCUACCUCUUCUGGUUAAUAGCAAUCCUGGCUCAGCUGAACCCGCUGUUUGGCCCACAGUUAAAAAGUGAUAUAAUUUUGUACCUGAAAGACCACUGGCCUUAAUGAUGUCCUCUUCUGUCACCGUUUGUGAACUAGGAUAUGAAGACAUGUUUUUUAUGGAAGGCUCCACUGAUCCAAAGAUGCUCUUAAUGUACUUUGAAUUCAACCAGGUCUACUCUAAUGCCUUACUGUUUGUUCUGUCACAAAUAUUUGCCUAAAGCAGGUCUUCUGGUUUCACACCUGAAAGUGCCUAGUGGAUAUAUUUUCUUGAGUAUAACUUUAUUCUUGAAUGUGAAGUGUAAUGAAACAUGUUUACUCAUUCCUCUGCCAUUAUGGCAAGAUGCACUGAGAACUGCCUGUCCCUCUCCAAGCAUCAUUUGUCGUAACAAUUUCCAUACUGGAUUUUCUAAUGAUUUAGUUCACAUGUAUGGUCUGAUACUUUAAAUGAAGAUGUACUGUGCCUCUGGAAUAAAAUUCUAUUCUUAUUGUUGUA